This is a messenger RNA of Neodiprion fabricii, 4827 nucleotides long. RefSeq names its product regulator of G-protein signaling 11. Bases 990 to 3644 code for a protein of 884 amino acids. The record is from RefSeq and is a predicted model, not a curated record. The transcript has 15 exons. NCBI's taxonomy places the organism in Eukaryota, Metazoa, Arthropoda, Insecta, Hymenoptera, Diprionidae. Gene Ontology annotation, biological process: G protein-coupled receptor signaling pathway; regulation of G protein-coupled receptor signaling pathway; intracellular signal transduction.
GUCCCCGACGAGCCCCGAACCAGGGCGACGGAUCAGUGACGUGUGGAGGUGAUCAACGUCGUCGGGUGCUGGCCGACGACAUCAUGUCUCUUGCUCCGGCGGCCGCAACCUGCCUCGCGAAAAUCGCCACCCGCGUAUAAUAAAGGGCCGCGAAUUAACCCCGUCAACACUACGCUUGCCGUACCCCGCGGCAUCCGCAGACCAGGUAGUCCGGAACUCGCCGCGUCCCGUUAUCAGUGAUCGAGAGAGACACCGUAGAAGCUCCGCGGAUUCCGCGGGCCAGAUUACGCGCGCCAGAUCCGGACCGAAGUCUAGUUCCUUACCGACGAGGCACCGCAGGGCGGAGUUUCGCCUCGCGGUAGCUGCUCCUGUCCCUUUGCCCUGCUGCAGGCGGCCCCCAGUUGCUUCACCGUGUGCACGUAAUAUAAGCUGUGAGAGCGCGCGCAAUGCCGGGGCUUUAGCCUUCCUUACACCCUGCAGCGCAGGGGUGCGCGGACACGCGUGAUUUCGUCGUUCCGUCGUCUCGUUUCGCCUUCUUCGAAACUCUGACUCUCUCUCUCUUUCUCUCUCUCUCUCUCUCUCUUUCUUUCUCUCUCUUUCUCUCUGCGUAAGACACACGCACACGCAGGUAUUCCUGCUGCACAAGCUCGCGUCUGCACGUAGGAACGGUUAUAGUGCAGGUAUAUAUUGUAGUAUUAUGCUGUUUUUCGCCGACUAACUCGACACCUCGAUUAUACCCUCGGGAAAGUGGCGCGUUAUCAACACCGAGGAGGGCCGACGGGCCCGAUGUCCUGAUCACCGAAAUUUUGCCGAUGAAGAUUCACUGCCUUCACUUUUCAAUGGGCGUGCGGGGGUGACUGGAGUGAUGGGAUGGGGCCAGAGCCCCAUGGAGUUCGGGUAGACCCGUCUCCGGCCCAGCUCCCCAGCCUCCUCCGCAGUCGUUGUCUUCACUGGCCCUACUCGCGACGCAGAGGGCCGCCUCGAACGCGAUGGAGGCCGCCGCUGCACACCAACAGAAGGAGAAGGACCCGUACGUUCACAGGCCGUGUGCCUUUGACAAGAUGGAGGGGCUGGUGCGGGAGAUGCAGGACCCUGAGAACGGGGUCCCCGUGCGCAGCCAGAAGCAAUUCCUCACGUCAAUCCCGUCGGCGUUCAUGGGUGAGUGUCGCCGUUACCUUCGCCGAGGCGUUAGCGUAACCGGCCAACAGAGCCAGGACACUACAGGAUGCCUGCGUGUUGCAGGUUACGACCUCGUCGAGUGGCUGAUGGAGCGGCUUGCCAUUGAAGAAUCAGUAGAGGCGGUCCAUAUUGCUAAUCAACUUUGCCAGUACGGUUACUUCUUCCCGGUGAACGACUCCAAGACUCUGACUGUUAAGGAUGACAGCUCUCUGUAUAGGUUUCAGACUCCAUACUACUGGCCAUGGCAGCAUAGAACACCGGAUAACGUCGAGUACGCGAUUUACCUUGCAAAACGAACCCGAAGAAACAAGCAACGGCACGCACUCGAGGACUACGAAAUUGAGGCACUGAACAGUCUACGAAGGAAUUUACAAAAUAAAUGGGACUUGAUACAGCAGCAGGCGGAAGAACAGGUUCGACUGUCGAAGGAGAGGAAGAAGGGCGACAAGAUAGUCAGCGACUCGCAGGAAAGAGCUUUCUGGAGGGUUUACCGACCGCCACCUGGAUGCCUCAGCAGCCUUGAGGUUGUCCCUGUGCCGACACGCGGUCGUCCCGGUGCUCCGCGUCCACCGCCCCGGAAACGAACGCUUGCCGAUUUGCAGCGCGAGGUGGAGCUGCUCCGAAACAGCUUGACGCGAACGAGGAUCAAGAUGUCAACCGCCAUCGAAAACCUCAAGAACCAUUUCGAAACGUACACGGAGUACGACCCGAUGAUCGUUCAGCCGCAGCCUUCGAAUCCAUGGAUCACCGACGACCAAAUUUUCUGGCAACUGAACAGCCCACUAGUCGAAGUACCGACGGAAAAACGAGUUAAAAGAUGGGCUCUGUCAAUGGAGGAAGUCAUGUCCGAUCCAACCGGGUUGCUGGAAUUCACGAAUUAUCUGAGGAAGGAAUACAGUCAUGAAAACAUAAGAUUCUGGAUGGCCGUGAAGGACCUGAGACGAAGUUUUCAGGCCCAAAUACCCGUCAAAGUCAACGAAAUUUACGAGGAAUUCCUUGCCGCCGGAGCACCGUGCGAGAUAAACAUCGACGGUAAGACGAUGGAGAAGGUACAGCAGGAGAUGAAGAACCCGACGAGAUUCACGUUCGACGCUGCCGCGGAACACGUGUACACUCUUCUUCUAAAAAAAGACUGCUACCCCAGGUUCAUCCGGUCCGAGCACUAUCGGCAGCUUCUGGCCGCCGGAGUACAACCUCUGCAAAAGAAAAGGUUCUUCGGGUUCGGCGGUCAGGCAAAGAAGAAGGCUUCCUCGACUUCGGUUCCGACUUCCGGAAGCCUUCAGCAGCACCAACAGCAGCAGACCAGCGGCGGUGGGGCGGCUGGAACCGGAAGAAGACGUGGAAGCGAUCGGAGUCUUUCCGGCUCGGCUCACGAGCUGGCGAUUUGCGGGAUCAGGGACAUCGCGACUGCUCCUCGCGUACCGCAUUCCCACAGCCAGUCGAAUCUCACCGACAUACCGUACAGGGGAGAUCUGGCUUGUCUCGUAAAAAUCCCAGCCAGGCCUAACCCAGAUGAUUUUCAGGAUGCUGGCGUGUCGGGAUCGGCGGCGGUGGUUCGCCCUACAGACGACGUUUGCCCGUGGGACGCGGCCCCGGGUCCAGUUCCGGGCCCGAGCUCCGAGCGUCCCGGCGAUCCGGGAGGGGGGUCGUCAGCGUCGGUUGGGACCGCCGCCGGCGGCGGUGAGGCCCUAACCGAGGCCCGAGGGGCCUCGCGGAAGAACUCGUCGCAGUUCGACUCGGGCAGCUCAUCUUCGGACGUUAGCGUUGCGGUCGCGGAGGCGGCCGAACGUCUGCGCCGGUCCUGCACGUUGCAGCAGCAACAGCAGCAGCAGCAGCAGCAGCAGGUUGCCGGGUGUCCACGAGGUUCUCGAGGGGCCAGUGUGACCUUCGCCGAUACGAGUCGAGCCUCGGUCUCAUCCUCGAACGAGUACUUCUCACCCCAGCGAUCCUUCGACCUCUCACAUUCGGCCGCAGCACCGCAGCUCGAGGAGACGACGGAUACGCCGAUCGGGGUCGUUGAUACUUCAGAGGGUUCGAUCAGCCCUCGGGGUGGGGUUCCGGCGAUGGCGCCGGUGAUAAGCAUCAGUUCGAUAGUCGGCGAGAUUCUCGCCGAGGAAACGCAGGGCGCCGUGAAUAUUGACUGCAAGGAUGUUCGGGAGGAGAAUUCGACGGUCGAGGAUGACGUCGUCGUUGAGGGUGAUCGCGAGGAGGGAAACGAAUCGCGAAACAACGCGGCCACACCCCACGUCAGGAUCGAAAUCGACGGCGAGGAACUCGCCGAAGACGCUCAGGUUGUUCCUGUCUGGGAACCGGACACUCAGACACAGGAAUCUACUCGAGCUAUACCCACACCCAUGGAGCAGCAGGACAAUAAUGAUAACGAAGUUUGCCCGUGGGAAGACGAAGAAAAUUGUCGAGUGGAUGCUACCUACGUUAAAACCUACUCGACAUUGGGCUAUCUUUAAAUCUCUGGCAUUCGUAACUAUAUCUUCUGUAUUAAUAUAUAUAUAUAUAUAUAUAUAUAUAUAUAUAUAUAUAUAUAUAUAUAUAUAUAUAUAUAUAUAUGUGUAUAUAUAUACACAAUAUACAUACGUGUGUAUAUUAAUAUAUGAAUAUAUGACAUACAUUAUUGAAUAGUUAUAAAUCUUCGGCGGACAUGCCGAAUUUGACGCGUUCGCUAUAUUAUUGAAACUACAUAAAAUAUUAUAGUAUAGUUAUUUAACACACACACACACACACACAAACACAAAAACACAUACCAGUCGUACAUCAUCUGUGAUGUAUACCUGGUGUAUCUUUUAAACCACAUCGAGAAGCUCAAGUGCCCACGUUAUACGAUGUGCACGGAACGUAUUUCUCCCUUCCUCCCUCCCUAAUUGCCUCGUUUUUUAUUUCAUUUCAAUGAUUUUUCAUCAACUUUACAUCAUUAUCAAUUUCGUACACGCACCUAUACUCGGUUGACGUCGGUGAAAAUUCGUGAGAUCGAUUUUUCUUCGCGGAGUAUGAAUAAACGAAAAGAGAAAAGAAACUGAAGAAGUCGGUAAAAUAAUGCCAAGGCCGCAUGUAAUUUGUAAUAUAAUCAUGACGGAGACAUGGUGAAAAAUUCUUUUGUGUAUUACUCCGCUUGAAAUCACUAAUACCUGUAUUAUUAUUAUUAUUAUUAUUUAUAUUAUUAUUAUUUAUAUUAUUUAUAUAUAUAUAUAUGUAUAUGUAUACACGCAUACGUUUGUGAAAUUUCUUCUUAAUCUCGCAAGUUCGAAUUUAUACGAUAAUGAUGAUAUUUUGAGAACAGCUGCGAUUACAUAACGUACGUAAAUUAUAAUGCUAUACGAUUGCGGAGUUAAAAUCUUCGUUUCCCCCGUUACAAUAUAAUUUGCAAUUGAUUCUUAGUAAUAUUUUAUAAGCACACGUUUCUUAUCAUUGUGUAUGAUACACAAAGCGAUUUACUUGUCGCAAAAUUACGAUUAUUAUACAAAUUAUACAUAAGUAUAUGACGACUAUCGUUGCAGUAUGUAUUAGUAGUAGAAAUAAGCUAAUCGUUAUAAUCGUGUACAAUUAAGAGGUGAAAAAAAAAUAACAAUACUUCAUCGCCUAUAACGUAUACCGUGUAUUCGAUACUUAUAACACACAGUACGUACGAAAAGUAUA